AAUAAUUACAUUACUGCAGGGCGUACGCCACGAUUAUGCGCAAUUGUAAUCAAUGUAACAGAGCGGAAGGUCUUUGCCCCGCCGGGCGAUCAAGCAUCCCGCCUCACAUCAAGGAUCUUAACCGCUUAUUUAAGACUGCUUUGACUACAUCUCUUCCCCUACUAUCCCUUUCUCUCGUAAUACCUGAGUUACAUAACGAGCAUCUUUCUAAACCACCCCCGAAGCAACAUGGCAACCAUCCUGACCCUUCUCUACCCAAUCCCCGCCGCUGGUGUUGAUGCAUUUGACAUUGAAUACUACCUCAACACCCAUCUACCACUAGCCCUGGAUGCGUGGUCCAAGUACGGCCUAAAAAAAUGGUCUGUCGUGAAGCUGGCACCUGAGACUGGCUAUUCCGUACAGACAAUCAUGAUUUGGGACAGCCCGCAAAGUAUCGGCAACGCAAUGAAGGAGGCGGGUGCCGAGGUCUUGGGUGAUCUCAAGAACUUCAGCACAGAGAAACCAGUGGUUAUUCAGGGUGUUGCUGCUGCUGGAACUUUGGAAUAGUCAUAUCAGGGACGCACGUGUCAGCAAUGCAGUUCAUCAAUUAAGUCAAUAAGAAGUGAAAUCCCGUCUGUUCAAUGUGCGGCGCUUAGCUCAGACAAA
This is a messenger RNA of Cucurbitaria berberidis CBS 394.84, 645 nucleotides long. RefSeq lists its product as uncharacterized. The transcript has 2 exons. Lineage: Eukaryota; Fungi; Ascomycota; Dothideomycetes; Pleosporales; Cucurbitariaceae. The coding region runs from base 229 to 546 and encodes 105 amino acids. Gene Ontology annotation, molecular function: oxidoreductase activity. The record is from RefSeq and is a predicted model, not a curated record.